UUCCUUUCCCUCUUUAUAGCACCCUCAACUCUACACAUCAUACACACAAAUAUUUCAUUUCACAUUCUUCCAUAUCCAUCAAAAGCAUAAAAAAAAUCUACAAAAUUUAACAAAACCACUAGAAUCAAGAUGAAAAAAAUAUUUCUUUUAUUUUUCUCACUCUUUGUUCUCUUUUCCUCCACUUUAUCAAUUUCACCUGCAUCAUCCCCAAAAUCUUCUCCAACAGCACCAUCACCAAAACCAUUAGUCCCAACAUUACCUCAAUCACCAGACACAACAGAUUCUGUCCCAGAUGACAUAACAAGAAUCUUAAAAAAGGCGAAAAUAUUCUCCGUCCUAAUCCGUCUCCUAAAAUCAACAGAAAUCAUGAGCAGCAUCAAUUCACAGCUCAUCACAGCGAAAACCGGUGGACUAACAAUCCUAGCACCAGAUGAUGCUGCAUUUUCAAACCUCAAAGCAGGGUUCCUUAAUUCCCUAAACGAAGGCCAAAAAAUCGAACUUUUACAAUUCCACAUCCUACCCGAAUACGUUUCGAGCUCGAAUUUCGAUUCAUUAAGCAACCCUGUUCAAACUGUAGCUGGUAAAGACCCGACAAGACUUCCACUAAAUGUUAAUGCAUUAGGCAACAGUGUUAACAUUUCAACAGGAGUUGUUAAUGCUUCAAUUGUUGGUGUUGUGUACUCUGAUAACAAGCUUGGUAUUUAUCGUUUGGAUAAGGUUCUUCUUCCUCUUGAUUUCUUUGCUACUACUAAGGCUCCUGCUUUGGCUCCAACUCUUGCUAAGGCUCCUAAAGGUGCUAAAGAGAAUUCUUCUAGUGAAGAUCAAGAUGAAGAUGAUGAGGGAAAAAGUAAAUCUGGUGCAGUGAGUUUGUGUGGUUAUUUUGGAACAAAUUUGAUGCUUUUUGUUGUUGUAGUAGCAAUCAUGUUGAGUUGAUCAAUUUGGAAGCUGCAUUUUGAGUUUUCUUGUCAAGCACGCCAUGGGAUUUUUUUUAUUUUAUUUAAAUUUUUUUAUAUGUGUUUCUUGAUUUAUUGUGUAUGGUGUUUUGAAGAGGAGGUGAAUACUUGUAUCAUUUUUAUUGUAUAAAAAAUGUUUGAUUUGGGAUGAGUAAUUUGUUUGAUUCUUCAAAUUUGUAAUCUAUUAUUGCUUAAUAUGAAUAUUUCAUAUGCUUACAGUU
Molecule: messenger RNA, 1174 nt
Organism: Cicer arietinum (chickpea)
Lineage: Eukaryota; Viridiplantae; Streptophyta; Magnoliopsida; Fabales; Fabaceae
Product: fasciclin-like arabinogalactan protein 11
Biological process (GO): plant-type secondary cell wall biogenesis
Cellular component (GO): plasma membrane
Source: RefSeq, a predicted model, not a curated record